UUCCCCCCGGCGCGCGCUGCUCACGUGGUCACCGAGAGGCAGAGGCGGAAGAAGGCGCCGGUGGAUGGGCGCGCGCGGGCGAUUUUGUAUUUUGUAGAUACAUUGUUUUGUAUAUACUGUAUAUGAUGACUUCGGUGGGCAGUGAACGUACCCGGGGCACUCGGGACAAAAUGCAAAUUUCAGCCACACAGCCAACACAACCACAGAAACAAGUAGUGCAGGCAACAGCAGAACAGAUUCGCCUUGCUCAGAUGAUCUAUGAUAAGAAUGAUGCAGAUUUUGAAGAUAAAGUGAAACAACUUAUGGAAGUGACGGGGAAGAACCAGGAUGAAUGCAUAGUGGCACUACAUGAUUGUAAUGGGGAUGUGAACAGAGCAAUCAACAUUCUGCUGGAAGGAAGUUCAGACACGACUUCUUGGGAGACUGUAGGGGGAAAGAAGAAAAGCCUUGGAAAGGAAGGUUCAGAAAACAAAGAGAACAGAGAGAAACGAGGGGACAGAGAAGUGAGUCGCGGACGGGGAAGUUCCAACAGACGGGGAAGAGGAGGCAGCCGUGGACGAGAGUUUAGAGCUGAAGAGAAUGGAGUGGACAGCAAUCAAGGAGACAGGCCUUCAGACCGUGGGAAACGUGGCCGUGGGAGAGGGUUUGGACGUGGCAGAGGGAGAGGAGCGGGGAGGUUUUCAGCCCAAGGCAUGGGGACAUUUAAUCCUGCAGACUAUUCGGAGUCUUCUGCCACUGAUGGCUUUGGGACAAAAUCAGAGAUUUGGGAGACUGGUCAGAAUGAUGCAGAUGAUGGAACUGAGCCCACACAGAGCGGAUGUUACCUUGCUCAGGACCUGCCAAAUAAUUUUGGAUUCCAAGGGGCAUGGAAGAACUCAAUAGAAGAAUGGACAGCAGAAGACUGGAAUGAAGAUCUUUCUGAAACAAAAGUCUUCACUGCAUCUUCUGUUCCGGCUGAAAAUCAUGUGACUCCUGGGCAAAGCAUUGAUUUGGUGACACUGCUUCAAAAGCCAGUCACAUCUACCCAAGAAACAGAAGGCAACUCAUUUGAGUCUCCCCAGCAGCAGACCUUUGGCCAAGCCUUAGUAUUCACAAAUUCUCAGCACAGCACGCAGAUGGCAUCAGGAACAGGCAGCUCCAGUGCUGUAAACUCUUAUUCUCCUCAAAGUCUGUCGGCAGUUCUUUGUUCUGGCUUUGGAGAGCUCAGAUCUUCUAAACUGACAAAUUCUACUGGUUCCCAAAUCUUGGACCAAUUGAAAUCACCAGGAUUGGGUCAGUUUACCUCUCAACAAACUAAUAGCAGUUCUGCCACCACUAGCACAGUUGCUGCAUCAUCCUGGGAUCUAAAACCACCUAGUACUCAGUCCUCAGUCCUCAGUCAGUUUGACUUUAAAUCCCAGCCUGAGCCAUCUCCAGUUCUGAGCCAGCUGACACAGCGACAGCAACAAAUGCAGGUGGUUCCUGUUCCUCCUCCUGGGCUGGAGUCAUCCUCCUCCCAAGUAAAACUCCGAGAGCCAUCACCAGUGGACACCUCUACAGCUGUUAGCAAAAUAUUACAGCUCCCCACUAUCUCUAUGGAUAGCCAGGCAGUGACUGUUCAUCAAACCCAACAGAAACAGAUAAAACCGCCAAAAAGGAGGAUAACUCCAGCAUCCAAGAUUCCUGCCUCUGCUGUGGAGAUGCCUGGAUCAGCGGACAUGACAGGGUUAAAUGUUCAGUUUGGAGCUCUUGAGUUUGGAUCAGAGCCUACACUCCCAGAGUUUGGAUCAACUUCAAGCAGUGAAAAUACCAACCAGGCGACCAACAAUAGCUUAUAUUCAAAAUCUGUAAAUGAUCCUUUGAAUACCUCUUUGCCAAUAUCCAAUACAGUACAGGACUCCACCUACACAACCUCUGCCAUCAGCUCUUCCAGUCUGACUUGCUCAUCCCAGAGCACUAGCCCAGUAACAACUUCCUCCUAUGACCAGACUUCUGUGCAUAGCAGGAUAGCGUACCAAAGCUCCAUGGCUCUGUCUGAACCAGCCCCUGUUGCAGUUACGAACGGACACAGUGGUGUUAGGACACAGGCAACACUUGACACUAUUUCAUCAAUUGCAGCACCUAAGACAGAGCCUUCUCCCUCGCUACCUUCUGCUGGUUCUCUGCCCAGUGUGGUGUCUACCACGGCCUCGCUUCUGCCUUCGGCAUCGCAGCACGUGGCAGCAUUGCCCAGCUUGCCUCAGUCCAGUGAUCUGGCCAGCAGCUCACUCUCCCAGCUGAGCAGCUCCCUUUCCAAUCAUCAGACCAACCUCUCUCCUGCCUCAGUGUUGUCUUCAGGCACAUCACAUGUGCACACUAGUAUUGAGAACACAACUUCGCUCCAGCCCUCAACAACCUUUUCAACUGCUUCAACCACUAGCACCACCUCCUCGGUUGUCAGCAUGGCAAGCAGUAUGAACACUACAAACAGCCUUGGCCUGAGUGUUACCAGUGUGUCUAUACCAGCUGCUACCACACGGGCAGCUCCCUUAGUGUCUUCAGGAAAUCUUACAGAGAGAAGCAAAGCACCCCCAAACCUGCCCCAAGGUGUACCACCCUUGUUGCAUAACCAGUAUAUUGUGGGACCUGGAGGACUUCUGCCUGCCUACCCACAGAUUUAUGGUUAUGAUGAUCUCCAGAUGCUUCAAUCCAGACUGCCAAUGGAUUACUAUGGAAUUACAUUCCCGGCUCCUGCAACCUUGACAGGCAGAGAUGGAAGCCUUGCUAACAACCCAUACUCAGGUGACGUAACAAAAUUUGGCCGUGGAGAUACCGCCUCUCCUGCUCCUGCAACCACACUGGCCCAGCCACAGCAGAACCAGACACAGACUCACCACACGACUCAGCAGCCUUUCCUCAACCCGACCCUGCCCCCAGGGUACAGCUACACUGGGCUCCCUUACUAUGCAGGGAUGCCUGGUGUUCCCAGUGCAUUCCAAUAUGGGCCAACCAUGUUUGUACCUCCAGCAUCUGCUAAACAGCAUGGAGUCAACCUGAACACGGCGUCGACUCCCUUUCAGCAGGCGAGUGGCUACAGCCAGCAUGGCUACGGUGCAGGCUACGAUGACUUAACGCAGGGAACGGCCACUGGAGAUUACAGCAAAGGAGGCUACAGUGGGUCAUCUCAAGCACAAAACAAAUCUGCUGGCACUGGACCUGGGAAAGGUGUUUCUGUGACCUCAAGUAACACGGGUGUGCCUGAUAUCAGUGGCUCAGUCUAUAACAAGACUCAGACAUUUGACAAACAGGGAUUCCAUGCUGGCACACCACCUUCUUUUAGCCUACCUUCUGCUCUCGGAUCAACUGGGCUGAACCCUGGUGCUGCCCCAGGUUAUGCUCCAGCCCCGUUUCUCCAUAUCCUCCCUGUGCAUCAGCAGCCUCAUUCUCAGAUGCUGCAUCACCAUCUUCAGCAAGAUGGGCAGGGUGGAUCUGGCCAACGCAAUCAACCCAGCACCAUGCAGCAAAAGUCUCAGGCUACCAAAACCUAUGGUACUUCUCCAUACUGGACAAACUAAAUCCAAAACUGGGGAGGGGGGAGAGAAUGAAAGGAGAGGAGGCAAAAAAAAAAAAGAGAAAAAGAAAAAGCUGACCCCCAUUCCUAGA
This is a messenger RNA of Pyrgilauda ruficollis (rufous-necked snowfinch), 3621 nucleotides long. RefSeq names its product ubiquitin associated protein 2 (gene UBAP2). Gene Ontology annotation, cellular component: nucleus; cytoplasm. Lineage: Eukaryota; Metazoa; Chordata; Aves; Passeriformes; Passeridae. The transcript has 30 exons. Bases 123 to 3533 code for a protein of 1136 amino acids. The record is from RefSeq and is a predicted model, not a curated record. Gene Ontology annotation, molecular function: protein binding.